Messenger RNA from Nematostella vectensis (starlet sea anemone), 4046 nucleotides. RefSeq names its product zinc finger protein 714. The record is from RefSeq and is a predicted model, not a curated record. Gene Ontology annotation, cellular component: nucleus. The transcript has 3 exons. NCBI's taxonomy places the organism in Eukaryota, Metazoa, Cnidaria, Anthozoa, Actiniaria, Edwardsiidae. The coding region runs from base 1486 to 3354 and encodes 622 amino acids.
CUUUAGAAAUCGGAACAAUACUUUGGGAAGGGUACGUGCGACCAUCUUUCCGCUGCACAAUGGGUUUAUUUAGACUUGUUUUGUUUCAGCUCUGGGAAGGAAAUCGCACUCGUGCAACGGAUUAGACAGCUUUCGCACUAAGGUGGAGAAAAACAUGUUUUAGACUUGUUAAUACGAUAUAGAAUGGACCAUGAUUCACAUUAUUGUUAUAAUAUAGUUAUAACUGAGUUAUACUCUUAAGCUGUUAUAAGUUGGGUUUGUAAUGCCCUGGAUGAUUUUUAAAGCAUCAUUUCUAUUGCUCUUAGCCUAAUGGUAGUAACAAAGUAGCGUAAAUUCAAUAGCAUUAAAAACAUAACGCAAAUAGUCUAGUUGUGUAAAGUCGCACCAGCAUGAGAGAGCAACAUGAAGAGCGGAGCUUGUGCUUUGGGAACGAUAAUUCAUGAUAAUCAGCCUUUUAGACGAAUUUACAAUGGAUGAAAUAGCUUUGGGUAGUCUCUGUUUUGAACUGGAAAUUCUAAAUACGGGAUACCAAAAGAAAGUGAAGACCGAGAGAAUUGAGGAAAUGAUUGCAGCCCAUAGUAAAAUAAGUAGUUAAAAGCAAGAGACAUCUAUUAUUCGUUUAAUAUGUGUUUUCUCUUGACUUUAAUGAUAAUCCGAUUCAAGAUUAAAAUAAAAACUCCGGCUGUUAAAAGCAGGUUCUAGAAUCUAUUAUAUCGAGCCUCAAUUAAAUUAGAAGAAAAUAGCAUCGAAAAGAAAGUGAGUAAGGGAUAAAUAAGGUACGACAAAUUUCGACUAUUUCCUAAAAAAUUGUCCGGUAAACUACGAAUUUGUACGAACCCUUUACGAGUACUACCCGAACUCUUUCGACCUUACUUCGUACUCCUAGAAAUCUUUAAUCGCCAUCAUAGCACAUAAUAGCCAUUACAAGUGUGAAUUACCUGUGAAAACAAAAAUCCGAGAACCGAAUGAAUGCAUGAGAAUAUCAACAUGUGGAUUCUAAAUAUCCAAAGAAUAUGCUUGCACUUCGGAAAUGGCCAGUCUACGAAACUUUAGCCCUGUGACACAAGUAAACACAGCGCGCCAGAAAAAAAUAUACGUGUAAUUAAAGGUGAAAAUAUUCUCUACCUAGUUUAUCUUUAGAUAUUGGCAUAUCCUCUGUGUUUUUUGAGACAUGUGUUUAAAAGGCUUUACUGUCCGCUAAUGGAUACUUGCAAAGUAUCUAGAAAGACAAUGCGAAGAAUUCAAACAGAGUAUUAAAAAGCUAUAGCCUAUUAAAGGGACAGAUGUUUCUCGCAGACAACUUCCCAGGGAGAGAACUUAAACAACAUUGGGGAGCAAAUCAAUAAGUUAUACAAACUCGAAACUGUUGCGAUUAUAGUGGAGAGGUACACACGCAGUGUUUCAUGCUCUUCGGUUCCUGGCUGUUCGCAUCUAUCUCUCAAUCUGGCACAGUAAGGUUCAUAAUUAGCCUUAUUCUUGGAAGAAAUGGAGGAAAUUCGAGUUGCUCAUGAUGGAAAAAGGAUCUGGACUACAUGUUUGAUACAGAAUAAUACGUUUUUUGGCCCGUACGAAGGAGAUAUCUUACAGAUAGCAAGGCAAGUACUGGAUGAUCAACAGCCGGCAAAAAUAUUGGAGGAGACUGAUUUACAACGUCUGCAUUUGACGACAAACGAACGCGAGUGGUUACCUCUUAUAUCGGGUGCACGAACAAAAGCCGACCAAACGCUCGAAAUGAUUCGUGGACCCGAUGGGGGCAUGUACUUCCGAACGCUUCGCGACACCCAGCCGAGUGAAGAGCUUAGAGCCUGGUUCUGUUCGUCUUUGUCACGUGACCUUGGAAUUGUCUAUGAAAACAGUGACAGCCAAUCAGAAAGUCGCCCAUUGAGGUGCCAGCGAUGUCUAAAAAUCUUUGCACAGCUAAAUCUUCUCUCCGCGCAUGCUCUGCUCGAUUGCACAGACAGCCAGUCCCAGAAUGCAAUUCGAGACGAAGAUUGGUAUUCUCCGUCUUCUUAUGCGUCGAGCACCGACGGAAUGAGUUACGAGCGUAACGAACCACACGAAGAGGACACGGUUGACAACGAUGAGGCGCCAAACAGUAAAGAACUCCUAACCUCCAACACCUUCUCUCUGUUGCUGACGAAUCCUAAACUGGCUAGCCUUAUAUCCUCGUUCUCAAGCCAAGCGAGAAGGACUGGGAGCGAAUCUCUUGCUGAUUAUCAUAAAAAGGAGUUUCGGAAAAAGUUUCAGGGAAACGAGCACUAUUUGAGAAAGCAUCUUUACCGCGAAGGUCCGGACGGCCGGAGAAUAAGCACAGGAUUCUUACCAGAACAGAUUUUUAGCUGCGAAGGUUUAUUUACGAGGUCGAUAAACAAGCAAAGUGUAAAAAGAGAGAAAUUUGAUAGUCAAUUCCAACCAGAGAAAGAUAUUGUUGAAAAAGAGAAAGAGAGAUGUAGCCAUGGCAACGGAGAAGGAGGGCUGCACGUAUCCAAGACAACAAGACAUGAUGUUUUAAAAGAUAAUGGUUGUCAAGAAAGAAAAGCAUUUCGUGUAUGGCGUCCUUUUACAGCAAGCGACGAACCUGAAAACUCGAGUGAUCAUCCAGGCGAAUGCAACUCGACAUCUAACCGAAGUAGUGCCGAAGGGAUCAAAAAUACCAAUAAAAUAACUGACACAAAAUCUAUGGUAGAAAAAGAAAGCAAAUCUGCCAAAACUUUUUUUAAGAAACCUUCAGACCUGGAUUCCAAUUGUAUAAUACCAGAUUUCAAAGACUGUAGCAGUACAAAUCAAACCGAACGCGUAGAGGAAAAAGGUGCUUUAAUAAAGAAAGCAAUGAUUGACAGUUCGAGGGAGGAUUUCCGAGACCAAGCCCACGGUGAACAUGUGACCCACCCAAUAAAAUGGCUCGUACCCAGUUCUCCCACAGUCUCUAGAACAACAGCCUUAAGCAUGGUGCCUCGCUUCUACGCCAACUCGUUACCAUUCCCGUACGCGCCCCGAUACCCAGCAUUCCAUCCAAUCGCACACCAAUACAUAUCAGCUCCUAGUACCCAGGCUUCAUCAACGCGCUCGACACAAGGAUUCACUUGUGACUUUUGCGGCAAAGUGUACUGCAGGAAGUACGUGUUAAAGAUCCACAUGAGAACACACACGGGGUUCAAGCCGCUGAAGUGCAAGUUUUGCGACAAGUCUUUCAGUGAUCCAAGUAACAUGAAGAAGCACGUAAAGCUACACGAGACAGAGAACACUGUCCACAAAUGCAAGCACUGCGGGCGCAGCUUCGUGAGAUAUCGCGGUCUUCUUAAUCAUAUCAAAUCUAAGCACUUUAAGCCGGUACCAAUAGGGUACAUAUACUGAAAAAAUUCAUACAGUAAAAUUUGUAUAUAUUUCUCUUGUAUACUAAGCUAUGAAGAAAGACUAUUGCGAUAUCUAUUAAGUAAAUAUAACGAUACACUAUGCAUAAAUGCAAUACGGUUCAUAUAUAUAUAUAUAGAAUCAAAAAGCCCAAACUGUCGCGAUCUCGUACCAGAACAAUGAAUACAAUACACAAAAACUGGAAAUCGACUCUGCCAAAUUUUCGUCUUUAAUAAGACUUCUUCAGGGCAGAUUGCAAGUUUGACAACAAGUUUGGCUCUGAUUUUUAUAUGUUUAGGUAUAUUUAGUAUGGAGCGAUUGUAAUAAUCGUUCAUGGUCAAAUAGUGAAUUGAAUAUAAGGAAAAUAAUAAGAUAUAAGACUAUUUUGUGAAGUUAAAACUAUGUGGCACAAGGCAUAGUGAUAAACGGUAUAAAAAGGAAAUUUACCAUUUAUGAUGGAUGUAAUCGAGAUAAGACGAAAUAAGCCUGAAUUACUAUAUGUAAAUAAAAAUUGAGUAAGUCAUUGAGUAAGUCACCCAAAUUUCACACUUAAAUAUACUAACCGAGGCGAAUUCUACAAAGCUGGCAUGAGACUUAUUGUUAUAGUAUAAUAGUAUUUUUAUGUCAAAUGUAUAUUAUGUUCGCUCCUUAAGGGGUAAUUAAAUAUUGAAAAUAAAGUUAAAAGGAGAACAAAA